AUCACCACCACUUCCUUCUCACACCUCCCCCUCAUAAACGGCACGCAAGAUGAGGCUGUUUUCGUUGUAUUGGCUGCUUUGCGCAGCUUCGUCAACGGUCGCUGCAGCAUCUACUGCUGCGAAGGUUUACGUUUUCGACAGCGAAUCUGGACCGUUGGACUCAGCAUCAAGCCUGGACACGAUUGACGCUGCGACAGCACGUUUGAUUCUCGCACAAAGACUGGGCCUAGGACAAUAUCAUAGCAUUUUAGGCGUGGACGACGAGUCAAUACGACAGAUCAAUGCAUUCAGCUCGAAGCAACAAGCACUGUUUGGAUAUGAUAGGCAAUCGAAGCCAGUCUCGAGACUGCUGAUUGUGAUUGAUGGCAUGGAUGAGCAAGAUUUCCCAACUCUGAAAGGCUUCCAGACGUUCUCGAUCUCUCCUGCGCCUCAUCCCGAAGAUAGCUUCCAGCUAUUCUCUACGUUCGCCUCGGAAGCGGCAAGCAUUCCGACGGUUGAUGGAGAUGACCACCAGUUGCUGAAAGCACUUGCCGCUGAGGCAGAGCAUCCCGAGAACACGCUUAAAGCAUUUGCCAACAGACGGGUUCUACUGCAUGUUAAGACAACUAAGGGAGUAGAGCAGCUCGAUCUGUUAGGCAAGACACUGCAAGACGUUUACAGCCUGGCACUUGAGCGGAAGAUGUCGCUUUCGAUUAUGUUCAUCCCACGAGCUUCGAAGUCCACCAAGACUUCUAAAAAUCCCUUUGGCCUGACCAAGCGUGCCGCAAAGGCGCAAAGAGCCUCCCAAGAACAACCCCUGAUAUCCAAGCAACAAUCAGCCUCAUCACCGGGGGCAUCCCUCGUAGAGGAAGAGUUCGUGUCUCCAUUUCUCGCCAGCAAGGUCCUCAGUGGCCCUAUCCCAACGUGCUUCUCAUCACGUUCAGCCUGCGAACGUGGCACAAAUAACUGUACUAGCCACGGCUCAUGUAUACUCAAGUGGAGCACAGAGACUACCAAUGAGGGUGGCAGUGUGUCGAAGCAGGACUGCUAUGGGUGCGCGUGCACCAAGCCAGAGGUGCGUACCAACUCAGAUGGCAGCAAGAAGACGACGAAGUUUGGCGGCGCAGCGUGCCACAAGAAGGAUGUUGUCUUUCCAUUCUGGCUUCUGGCUGGGACGACAAUCUUUUUGAUGGGUAUUGUUGGUUUUGGGUUGAGCAUGUUGUACGAGAUGGGCAACCAGGAGUUGCCAAGCGUAAUUGGGGCUGGUGUUAGUGGUCCAACUGCAAGGUGAAUUGGAGGGGUGACAACCCUGUAAUUAGACGGAAGGUUAAAAAUUGUGAGAGUGGCAGUUCACUGUCGCUUGGAUGUAUCUAUCUAUUAUCCGGGCGUUUUGAGAAAGAAGGCGAAGACGGUACGUGCUUGUACGGUACGGAUCUUGAUAUAUUUUGCAGUAUUCGGGUACGCAGUAGUCCAUCAACAGAAUGUUUGUCCAAAGCCAACGAAUUACGG
Messenger RNA from Verruconis gallopava, 1488 nucleotides. RefSeq lists its product as uncharacterized. The coding region runs from base 50 to 1270 and encodes 406 amino acids. Gene Ontology annotation, cellular component: endoplasmic reticulum. NCBI's taxonomy places the organism in Eukaryota, Fungi, Ascomycota, Dothideomycetes, Venturiales, Sympoventuriaceae. The transcript is spliced from 2 exons. The record is from RefSeq and is a predicted model, not a curated record.